This is a messenger RNA of Rhinocladiella mackenziei CBS 650.93, 1863 nucleotides long. RefSeq lists its product as uncharacterized. The record is from RefSeq and is a predicted model, not a curated record. Gene Ontology annotation, molecular function: L-amino acid transmembrane transporter activity. Gene Ontology annotation, biological process: amino acid transmembrane transport. The transcript has a single exon. Gene Ontology annotation, cellular component: membrane. NCBI's taxonomy places the organism in Eukaryota, Fungi, Ascomycota, Eurotiomycetes, Chaetothyriales, Herpotrichiellaceae. The coding region runs from base 1 to 1863 and encodes 620 amino acids.
AUGUCGCCCCCCGGCGUCACUGAAGUUCAGGAGCCCCUUCCGCUUCCCGGGCGGGAUUCCCUCGAGCUCGCUUCACUGGCUGAUUCGGAUCAUGAUGAGCUUCCUACCUCCGAGUCCUCUUCCAGGUCCGGCGUCUCCUCUUCUCGACGAUUAUCUCUCGAGAACGAAGACCCUCUCGACAGCGCCAACCCGGCAGCACGCGACCGCUUACGGGGACGAUCUUACUCCGUAUCCUCCGCCUUCGACUUCACCCCGGCGCUGUUCCCCCUCUCCUCGACCGGAGGAGGAUAUACUGCACUUGGGAAUCCAUCAAAUGUGUCGCUGUCACUGGAAAGACGAGGCCCCCUGCAAAAUCUAGAGAAGAACAAGACCUUGACAUAUCUGAACGGCCUUUCCUUGGUGGUUGGGUUGAUCAUUGGCUCGGGGAUAUUUUCUUCACCAGCCCAAGUGAAUUCUCAUGCAGGAUCUCCAGGGGCAUCGCUGAUUGUAUGGACGAUAUCCGGACUCCUGGCGUGGACCGGGGCCACGUCUUAUGCAGAGCUAGGAGGAGCCAUCCCCCUCAACGGAGGUGCUCAAGUAUAUCUGGCCAAAAUUUUUGGAGAGGUAGUUGGGUUUCUCUUCACGUGGUCAGCCAUCCUGGUUUUGAAACCGGGGGGGGCGGCCAUCAUCGCCAUUAUCUUCGGAGAAUACAUGGUGCGUGCGGUGAUUGGGGCGGAGGUCGAAGACAUCAAUCCCUGGAUUAACAAGAUCCCCGCCUUGGGCGCCCUCACCCUCGUGACCCUCCUCAACUGUGUCUCAACACGCUUUGCAGCACGCAUGGGCGACAUUUUCAUGUUCUUCAAGUUUGUAGCGCUGGUCGCCGUGACGAUCGUCGGCAUCAUCGUUGCUGUAACGGGUCUUUCCUUCAACGGCGCUGCGAACAGAGACUGGCGAAACCACAACUGGUUCGAGGGAACGUCAACCGACAUCUCCAACUGGGCCGUUGCUUUAUACGCGGGACUCUGGGCAUUUGACGGCUGGGACAACACGAACUAUGUGACGGGAGAAUUCAAGAAUCCAAGCCGCGACCUACCCCGGGUAAUCCACACCGCCAUGCCCGCCGUCAUCGCCUGCUAUCUCCUGGCCAACAUCUCAUACAUCUUCGUCCUUCCCAUUGAAACGAUCAACAAAUCCAACACUGUCGCCGUGCAGUUCGGCAGCAAAGUCUUCGGAUCUAUCGGCGGACUCGUCCUCGCUCUCAUCGUCGGCGCGUCCUGCUUUGGCGCCCUGAACGCCACGACAUUCACCUCCGGCCGACUCGUCUACGUCGCCGGGCGCGAAGGCUACAUCCCUUCCAUCUUCGGCAAGAUCGGCUUCGGCUACGCCUCUGGCCCGGAGACACCCGCACCGCUGAACAAACUUCGCAAACGCUCCUGGUUUUCCAAGACACUGGCGCGAGUGUUCGGCGACGAAUCCAUCGGCCUCGGUUACACGCCCGUGAACGCCAUGUUACUUAACAUGGCCCUGUGCUUGAUCUACAUCUGCCUCGGCGAGUUCAAGACACUCAUUACCUUCUACGGCGUCGCAGGCUACACGUUCUACUUCCUGACCGUGUUGGGCCUAAUUGUGCUUCGAAUCAGGGAACCACAUCUCGAACGGCCUUAUCGCACCUGGAUUACGACGCCUAUCAUCUUCUGCUGCGUGAGUUUAUUCCUCGUCAGCCGUGCCGUGAUCGCACAGCCACUGCAGACCGUGAUUGUUAUCGCAUUCGUUGCCAGUGGCGUCCCCGUGUAUUAUUGGCGUGUUGUGCGGAGAGACGACUCUGGGGUAUCGGGGAAAAGGGAACGAAGAUUCUGGAGGCGAUGGGGCAGGUCCGGAAGGUAA